UCGGUUAGUCGGUGGUUUUAGAUUUUUCUCCGGAAUUUUCUUGAAUAAUGAUUAAUUCAUUAUUGUUCUUUAAAGAUUAUUGUAGUUACGGUAAUAUGUGUAUAUUUGAAGUGAAAUAGAAUAUGUUAUCGCACAAUGAGUUCAACGUCAGCCGUGGUGUGCCGUGAGAUAUUUGACGAAAAUAGUCAGCCGUCUGCUGAAGAAAUCUCUGAAUAUGCUCAACAACUGGGCAUUGAUCCAGAAAGUGAAAGCCAUUUGCUUCCGCUGGCACGAGAUGGCCUCAUGCAGGCACUACCACCACCAUGGAAAGCUUACUACGAUGAAAAACUCCAAACACAUUACUAUUACAAUGAAGAGACAAAAAACACACAAUGGGAGCAUCCUCUGGACAAUGUUUACAGGGAGUUGGUGAAGAGGUCGCGAGAUGCGUCCAUGCAAGAUGACACAUGUGCUUCUGUGUUGGAACUUCCCACCUCAGAAGAGAUUACGAAAAAUCUCGAACGACUGGAGACAAAAGUGGAAAGCGAAGAUGACGAACUCUCAACAGACAGUGAUAACCAAACAGAUAUCAAAGAUAAUGCAUCUUCAACUUUAGUGCCUGGUGUUAAGCGUUUAACUCCAUUGGGUCGGCCGCCCCUCGCGCCUUUAGGAAGACUGGAUAAAAAAUUAAGUGAUAUACGUGUUUCGCCCUUAAGACGUAGCGCUGAAAGUACACCUUCGAAUAAACCAAAAUUAUUGAGGAACACUUCCGAUAGAGAUAUUUUAAGUCGAUCAACACUGGAGAGGCCAAAAAUGUUGUUCAAACAGCAUUCGGAGAUUAUAGAUCUUAAAAUGCAUGUGCUUAAUAGUCCUGAGGACGAGAAUUUUAGCCCUUUGCUUGUUGCUGCUAAGGUAGACAAGGGGUUGCCAUUAUCAGGUAAAGGCAGCAUGUUUCUUAGAAUGAGUAAAUCAGACUUACCUAGUCCUGAUACCGAUAAAUCGUUACCUUUGGAUUCGAUGACUAAAAGUGACCCUCCAAAAGGUAUAUUAAGGGAGAAAACGUCAGAUUCACUCUAUAAGAAGGCUGAGAAUGUAGUUGGAAGGCAACGCCAAGCGUCUAGCUUUGAUGAAGAUAGAAAGAUUGUAAGGUUUAAACUAGAAAACCCCCUGGAAUCAACAGUCAGUCCUGGAUCAAACAGUUCCUCAGAGCAGAAUGAUGGACAGAGUUCCAUCAUCAGUGCGGCUCCGGCGCCAUUACCAUCCCCUCUUAUACCUUCAUCCCCUGUUAUUCCAACACCAAUCAUUACAUCAUUACCGUCCACCAUUAAUCCUGGAAUUUUGUUGUCGCCAUUAGUGUCCAGGCCACCGCUACCUCCACGACCGGUAACAGAUAGUCCAAGAGAAGUUAAAAGUAUAUCUGGCUCAGAAAAAGAAUCUAUAGAAAGUGAAUCUCGUGAAAGCAAAAGCGUAUCCCCGCGUCGUCGUUUACUACGACCACCCGCAGCCGAUUACAUAAAACCGGAUCUAUUCCAAAAGAAUUUUCAAAAGAUAUCCGACCUCGUACGGCCGGGAGAUAUAGAGACUACUCCUGUGCAUUUAGAAGAACCAACUCUGGAUAAAGAAGCUAGACCAAGAUCUCCAAUGAUCCCGCAAAAGAAUAAAAUAUCAAUAAAUCUCAUGGAGAGUAUAGAGUCCGAGACGUCUAUAGACUCUCCAGAUAAGGAAUUCGCUAACUUAGAUUUAAAUGACCUAGAUGAAUUGAAUGAAGACAAAAAAUCUGAACAGACUGAUAAGAGUUUGAAUACACAAGAUCAAGAAAAAGCCAGUGGAAACGUGAAUGUAGAAAAUACAGACGGUUCAGAUAAAACUGAAAAGUCUGAUGUUAAUUCUAAAGUAUCUGUAACUAGUCAGAACAAAUCUUGUUUAGAUAACGCAAUACCUCGUAUCAAAGUUCCUAAUUUAGAUCUUACGGAACCAGCAAAAUUACAACAGUCGGAUUCAGAUAAUUUUAAAAAUGCUCCAAAGGAUGAUUCAAAAUCCGCAUCAGUUAGUAUUGAAUUACCCAAGACUCCACAGUUGAGAGUAUCACCUACGUCUAGUUACUGUUCGGAUUUACGAUCCCCUAGGGAGUUCAGUAAACUUUGGAGUCCACUAUCAACGUUUAGGCCUUUGAACAAAGCUGUAAUAGCUCCUCAAAUCAAAACAUCUGAAUCAGCUGCAAGCUUAGGCAAAAAUCUAACCAGCCCAAGAUUAGAUGGCGUUAUAUUAUCUCAAGGUAAAUCUAGUUCUGAUAAUGUGGUUGUUGUAUAUCAGUUUGAGACACAAGAAGAUGUGAAUCCGAAACCUAUAAAGUCUCCGUUGAUACCUGACAUGGGCACUAGAGAUAUGAUUGAGAGAAAUAAAGCGGAUGAAAGAAGGAGAUUAGAAUUGUUUUUGCAAAAAGAAUUAGAGAGUAUUAGGAUGGAAUAUGCUAGCAAAGAGAGAAAAAUGAAAGCUGAGUUACAAGAAGCUUUAAGAGAGGCAGAAGAGAAAUUUUUGACGGAAAAGCGGGUGAGGCUAGAAGAACAAGCCGACAGACAUCGUAGGGAGAUGGAGGAGGCAGUAUCAGCAGGUGAGCAGAAUCAUCAGCAAAAAUUGCAAGAGCUUUCCAAAGAUCUUGAAGAUCGUUAUCGUCGCGAGAGCGAAGCAGCUGAAAAACAGCAUACGGAGAAUAUGGACCGGCAGAGAGACAGCUACCGCGCCAGGCUUGCUGAGCAACGGGUAUUCUUGGAGAUAGAGAAUGAACGCGCACUAUCAGACCUUCGUGAACAACUUCAAGCGAAUUUGAAUAAAGAGAGAACACGUAUGAUGGACGAGAAUAGAGCUACUAUAGAAUCUCUGCGCGAGGAACAUACAGCUAAAGUGACUGAAUUACGACACGACUACAGAGCUGAGGUGGAGCGGCUGCGCAGCCAGCACGCGUGCCACCUGCAGGAGGUGCGCGCGCGCCUGCAGCGCCGCCCGCCGCCCGCCGACCUGCCCGACAAGUACCGCUGCCUCAAGCACAAGUACGCGCGCCUCAAGCACGACGUCAAGAUGUCAAUAGAACGUCGCAAUAAACGUCGAGAGAUGAGCAUGACCACCGGCUCCGAAACUGAAAAGUCCAAUUCACAUAAAGCUAAUCAAUCGCUUGAAAGAUGCAAGGAAGUGAACGAAACAUCAGUGAGCGCGGUCAUAGAACCCGAGCCCGCUAGGUAUCGUGUGAACAACAACCCAACGAUCAAGUACAAUGACAACGAGACCUCGCAUUCUGAAAGCAACGCUCAUAAAUCAUACAACGCAGACAAUAAUAAUGAAGACUGGAAACACAAACGCGAAUGUAGAGCACCAUCCGAAGAUAUUUCCCACGCGUCAGCAGGGAAGCAGCAACGGCCGCCGCGUCGUGCAGCCGUCGCGUUCAAAGAGCCACCAAGGCCGCGGAGAGAGAAACAAAAAGACACAGGCGCUACCACAGACUGCCAAGAUUCGUCAGAUGCAACGACAGCUGACGAGAAAUCCAAAGAUAAUGUUAAUGGACACGGUCGUCGAAGAUGUUUUACGAGGUUAAAAUCGGCGUCUACCUCACGUCUCAAUUACUCACCAAAGCGCGGCGAAGGCUGGUCGAGCCCGUUAGAAUCACUCCGGCAACAGUUGCGAAAACUGGACGACAUCGAAGAUCAGUUCCCGGACAUCGCGUGCCAAUCUGCGUACAGUCUUAGGUAUCCCUUCACUGAAAUUGGCGCGGUGUCGCGGGCGGAGCGCGCCGAGCUCGAGUUCGUGCGGCACCGCGCGCUCGUCGAGCGGGAGGGGAUGCGCCGCGCGCGCGCCUCGCUGCGUCGUCGCCGUGCCGCUCUUCGUGAUCGCGCUUCGCAUCAUGACACAGGCACGCAGGAAGGGACGACGAGUGAGGCGUCGUCGGGCAGCGACCCCGGCGGCUCGGCGGACGAGGCGGGCGGCUCGGCGGGGUCGCCGCGGCCGGCGGCGGGCGGCGUGCUGCGCUCGCUGCGCGCGCUGCACGCGGACGUGCGCGACAUCUGGCGGGCGCUGGACGCGCGGCGUGCGCAUGUUGCUUCACCAGAGUCGAGUUCGUGUCACGCGCCGACUACAUCGCAGACACGGAUGACGCUGUCGGCUCCAGAAGCGGCAACCGAUGACCACUCAGAUGGUGGGGUGGCGGAGAGAGCUAGAGGUCUGCGCGCUUGGCUGCAAACCGCCCCUUAAUUAAUUAAUACCAUGGGCUUUGAAAGCAUUACACCACUUGCCGUUUAAUAGGUGUCUACCAUAUCUAUGGUAGACAAAAAAUACUAAUAUGGUAGAUAAAAAUACUUUUUCAAAAUUUUUCCAUCAAUUUUUUUUGUUUUUUUUUAGUCAUAAAUCGAUAGGUGCUCACCAUAGAUUAAAAAAAUAUUUUCCCUUUUUUUCUUACUAAUUUUUUUUACCCUUUUGGUGGUAUUUUAUAUAUAAAUGGUACACCUGUUAUGUUCAUGGUACUUCACGACUAUAUCAAUAUCGUAGACUUAUCUGUAAAUACAAAUGUCUUAUGGACACUAUAUGACGUAAUUCGUAUCGUCUCUAAGCUGAUAUUUGAUGAUAUAUAGAUAGUACCAUCCUCGGUGUAUGUGAUACAUCCUAAACUGUGCAUUUAUUUUUAACUAUAAGAUAUAAAAUUAGAAUUUAUAUUACACAUAUAUGCCUUUACAAGCCUCCGAGCUGAACAUCAAUUUGAACUGGAGCAUGAUAUUUCCAUUAAUUCAUUAAAAUUUACAAAUUUUACAUUAAAUGAUUUUUUUUAAUGCUGUCUCGCACCGCACAAAGUACUAGUAAUAAUGUUUUUUUUUAUUAUAAGAGAACCCAUAGACCAGGGGUGCCGACUCGACUAGAUCCAAGAUCUACUGUUUACUGACGAAAGUCUGUUCGAUCUACCAAUUACAUACUUCUUGAAAUCUCAAAUGAAACAACAUAUUUCAGUACACAAUUAUGUAGUAUUGUAGUAUUUUUUAUUUUAUUAAGAGGAAAAACAUAAAAUUGAAAACUAUUCUUAGUAACUACUUAUUUAUAUUAGUGUGAGCAUUGCGUCUGAGCAUCUUCCGUUAGAUUAGCAAAUUUUUGCAUUGCUACGAUCGACUCGACUAAUAGUCGCGAUCGACCUGUUACCCGGCCACCCCUGGCGGGCAUAGAGCAAGAAAUUACUCUUUUUUUUUUAUAAAACAUUUCUAUCCUUUUGUUGCUUUCUUUUGAAUUAAGAAUAUAUAAAAAAAAAAUAAUAAAUAAAUACUUAAAAUAGGUUUGAUGUUCUAAUGAGUAAGAGAGAUAUGUACAAAUUUGACGUUCAUAAGCGGCUAAAAUGUCCUACAUGAAUAAAUGAUUUUUGAAUUUGAAUUUGAAAUUUGAAUUUGAAUUUGAGAUUAAUUUAUGAUAAAGAAUUUGCUAUUAUCGCAUUUUUCAAAACGGAAAUAUUAUGUUUUUAUUUCAAGAAAUAAAUAUAAAGUGGCAUAAUAUCAGAAAGUGCAUUACAAAACUAAGUUUUAUUGCUGUAAGCAUAAUCAAUCUCUGCUAUAAAGAAAAAUAUUUUUUUUUUUUAUGGUAUUAUUUACUUUUUUUUUUUGUUCUGUUUAUGAUUUAUUGUGUUCUCAACGAGGCUAGUUAGAUUUUUACAUUUAUAUUAAUUAGUUGUUUGAUGUGUGUUCACGAUGUGCGUAUUUAAAUUUAGAAUAUAUACAUAUCUAUCUAUAUAUCAUAAUAUAUACAGUAUGUUCGUUAACGAAGUCCAUUCAUUAAGACUAGUGUUAGUAAUCAUUAAUAGGGUAACGUAUUUUUUUCCAAAAAAAAAAAAAUGUUUACUACCAAAGCUUAAAAAAAUUAAAAUUCUUGGGAAAAAAAAUAUUCUGUUUUUGCACCAACGGCACUACAUAAUAAUGAGUUUGUAAUUAUCUUGUACUAUGUGGUAACGUUUUGGCAAAAUAAAAAUUGAAAAAGAAAAUUGUAGACUAUAUUAAUGAAUAUUAAUACAGGUUUUAAAGAAUAGAUUUCCUUAAUUAACAUACUGUAUAUUAAUUUGUAUUAAAUUCCGAGUUGUAUUACGAAAUAUGCUUUUAACAAAAGUAAUACUAGUCGAGGGUCAUUAUUUGUUAUUGAUUUUAAAAUUUUUAUAUGUAUCUAAUUGGAAGUUUCAAAAUUGCGCCUUACCAUGAGAGCAAGUAUUCAUAAUUACAAUUAAAAAUAAAAAAAACUAGUUCGUUUAUAAAAAAGCGCGGGAAAGCUAUCUUUACUUUUUAAAAGAAUCUCAUAUACGUACAUCGUGAUUUAUUAAUAAGUCUUUAAUUACGAUUAAUACGAUGGCUUAAUUCACAAAUGUACAUAUUAGUCAAUUUUACAAAUUACUGGCUCAUUUUUUUUUUGUAGUAAACCACGGCUCUGUUGCUUUUUGAUGAGAACGAAGCGUAGACAAAAUUAAACUGAAUCUAAAAACUUUUGGUUUUAAAACCAAAAAAAGUUUGUAAUAAAUACAAGUGUGAAUUGAGCUAUCGUCUAAUUUAAUACGUCUAUUGAUAUCUAGUCAAAUACCUCCCCUCGUCGUCCGAUAGAUGCGUCCCUUUCACAUCGUAAACGGUGGAAGGGGACAGCAUUAUUUGCCCUCUAGACGAGGUACAGAUGAAUCUAUUGAUGCGAUCAUUUCGAUCAGUGCACACAUGAAAAAAAAAAACAAUACAGCGCCAUCUCUUUCUAUUGCAACGAGUCGCUAACAGUUACGAUUCUAUCAAUAGAAUCGUUUGUACUUUGUUUACGGCGCCUGUUCGAUUGGCGAAAACGUACAUUCUUUGCCUUGCUUUAAUUAGUAACUACAUUCCUAGACAUAAGAUAUCCAAUGUUUAUGUUGUGAUAAUAAAUUACUUAUAAAUAACGAUAAAUUAAGUAUUUAUAAUUAAUUAAUGUGAUAUAAGAGCUAAAAAUAUUUGAUUUAUUUAAUAUUUUAAUGUGGAAAUGUUAACAUUUAUAACUAUCAAUCAUUUGAUGAAUUAACAGUGUUGCCAUUUUAAAUCAUAAACGUAAAAAGGGCGUUAAAUGUUUGUCUUUAUGUCUGUUUUAAUAAGGAUUUUCUCUUUGAAAGUUGGUAAAAUAAUUAAAGUCCUAUACAACUGAAGAGGCCGAAUAUUAAGCGCGCGAGAUAUUUAUCUAGUACAUACAAAAUGCAUAAUAAUCUAGUCAAGAUAUAAUUAUCUAGUCUUUAUAAUAAGCAGCCGAAUUCAUGCGACGCUGGAUAAAUGAGAAGGUAGUGUAAGAUCAGCGUUGAAUUCGCUGGAUUCAACGCUGAUCUCACAAAACAAAAUAGGAUUUUUUUUUUGUGUGAUAACAAAUUGCUGUUGGAUCUAGAUGGCGCUGUGUUGUAUAUCCAACUGCCUAUACGAGUAUAAGUGAAAUAUCUAGCGUCUUAUUCUUUCUCAUACAUGCAAUGUAUGCGUAUGUAUGAGAAAGAAUAAGACACCAGACAUUCCUUUUUGUAUUACUUGAUAAAUGUGUUUGCCAUUUGUGUUGAGGGCUGGACAUAUCAACGCCAUCUAGUAACGAUGAAGUAAAGACAGUUUAUUAAAAUUAAUUUCAUUACAGUGCUGAACUUACAUUGAGUUUUAAAACCGAUCAAUGCCAUCAAAUAUAUCCUAUAUAAAUAAAUCAAUUAUUUUAUUGAUUGAAAUUUAGUCACAUGGGGACCGUUAGUUUUGGAAGGUUUUUUUUUUAUACAACUUAGAAUGGCAAACAAGCUGACGGCCCACUUGAUGGAAAGUGGUAACCGUCGCCUAUAGACAUGAGCAGUACCACGGACAUAACAGAGUAUACUGUUUCGCCCAUGAUGGGGUAAUUUUUAUAAAUAGGGCAUCCAUUCCAGUAACGUUUAUAUGUAUAAAAAUAUUUAUGGCUCUUAUAGAACACGUUAUCGUAAAUAAUUGUAGCGGAGAUAUAAUGGUUGCAUGCUGCUUUAAAAACACGUUCGACCAUUGAAAAGUAUGCACUAAUAUUUGGUGAAAAAAAAAAAAAAAAAAGAAAUUGUAAUUAACAAUCGUGUAAUCGAUUGUUCGCAACUUUAUCAAACAACUUUGUCCGUGAUCUAACAUUUUAGUGUGAUUCCUUAGCCAAAUAAUAUUGUAGAUAAUUAGGUACUUAGUACUAGUCACUCAAUAAUGUCAUAGUCAAAGGUGUAGAUAAAGUGCUAAGUACGACGUUAGCGAACGUCGUUAGCUGGUUUGUCUAAGAAGUUAUUGUCUGAGGAGUUUAUAGGUUGGAUUUUCUUUUAUUAAAAUUGAUGUAAAUGAAAAUUCUUGUCUGAAAAAUUUAUAAGGAACAUUUCCUUUUAAUAUUUUCAGACAGUGUUGCCAACAUUUCAAUAAUUAUUAGUUACCACUUUAAAUAUGGUGUGUUGCCAUCUCUUAACUUGUUUACCAUAUACUGUAGUAUAAAAAUUCUAGACAGUACCUCAGCCACAAUAACUUUUAUACAUACUAUUCUAAUCUUAUUGUCAAUAUGACAACUACACUACCAUAAGUAUAUGCUCACUGCUAUAUGAAUAAUAAAAAAUAAUAAUGAUCAAUUAUU
Galleria mellonella (greater wax moth) is the source of this 8583-nucleotide messenger RNA. RefSeq names its product calponin homology domain-containing protein DDB_G0272472 (gene Cep164). The transcript has 21 exons. The coding region runs from base 136 to 4218 and encodes 1360 amino acids. The record is from RefSeq and is a predicted model, not a curated record. Lineage: Eukaryota; Metazoa; Arthropoda; Insecta; Lepidoptera; Pyralidae. Gene Ontology annotation, molecular function: protein binding.